AUGAUGCGGCGUAAGCGCAAUAUAUCCUCAUCUGUCUCUAUACAUCAACCCGCAGACGAAUCCAGGAGGAAAAUCUUGAAACAGCACUACGUUAUUGAAUCGAGCGAGGAAGACGAAACCGAAAACGAAGACGACGACGGAGAGGAAAGUAGUGAGAUUGGCGAAGACGAAUACCUUAUUAACUGCAUCCUCGACGAGUCAGAAAACCAGUAUUUCAUUGACUGGCAAGGUCCCUGGUCACCAACUUGGGAACCAAAGGAAAACGCAAACGACCUAGCGGUUCAAGUCUGGGAGGAGAAGAAGAAGAAUAGGGAAAAGGAAGUUCAGGAAAGCAGUGAACCGAUUGAACCUCUGUCGCCAAUACCAUCACCACCUGGAUCCCAUACCACCACUCCUAAUCUCGACCAAGCGGAAUGCGAAACGGAACCACGUCAUUCAGAUAGACGAUCACCCUCCCCUCUCUUUGUUCCUUUCGAAGCUGUUUCCGAGUCGCCGAUAGACGAAGAGGGAAACGAGACCCUAAUAUCGGGAUUCGGGGAAGUAGUCUCCAGUUUACCGCACUCCGGCACUUCAUCUUAUCCCGGAAUUGCUUCACCCGCCGCGCAGCAGUCAAAAAUCACUAUUGCUUUUGAACACGUCCCAGCGACACCAAUACCAUCCGAAUUCAAACUACCUGACGAAUCGGAAAACCGUCAAUUAACAGAUAGCUCUCGAACGGCCCCUCCUGUCCCAGCCGCAAGUUACUUUCAUAAGCCAGGCAGCCCACCAAUAUACCCUGAGACGCCCAACGGAAACCAAACUUCCAGGCCGAUUGAAAAAGAAAUCUCUCAAAUUCAACAAUUCCCUCGAAAGGAAGUGAAAGAUCGAAGUGGAGUGGUGGAUGAAAUAGCCGAGACUCCGUCCGGUCCUCCGAGCGCUCCUGUUAGCCAAAGCACAAGUCUUAUGCCUGGACUCCAGCAACUAAAUUCGGGCUUCAGUAGUCUAAUAUCACACCUCAAUUCGCCUGGUUGUUCUUCAGAAUCCUUUUCUAUCCAUACAAGCAUCACAGUCCGCCACACAGGUCAAAUACGAGAAUCAGUUGUUGCAGGAUCGCAGAGCUCAUCAAAUCUCGACCCUGGAAUCUCGAACCACCGAUCACCGCCCAUAACGCCUAAAUACUCAGCGAGCCAGGUCACUAUUUCCACGAUGGAUGAAAAACCUCUAAAGAAAGAAGGCCAGUCUUCGGCAGACACAAAAUAUAGCCACGUGGAAGGUUCUACUCCGAGGGAAAAAUUACGAAAUGCCUGGGCCCAGCUGCGCGCCAACUCAGCCACAAGAACUCUGCAAAACGUUGAUGCUAGCGCAACUCCAUCUUCUGCAGGAGAUAUUGAGCCUUCCACAGCACCGGCAGCCAUACCUGAAUCAGCAGAACCACUCAGUGUUAGGGUUGAUAAAGAGCCUGCUCACUCUAUGGCUCAAAUUCAUCCUGCUACUACACAGCCAGAGUCCCUCGAGCCGCUAAAAGAAAUUGACCACAGUCAGCAUCCUUCCGUACACACAAUCCAACCAAGCGAAUUGACAGUUAGCCAGCUCGAAGAAGCACCCCCCGGCUCAGUUCAACUUGGCCCAUCGGAGUUUGCCAUUCCGCUUCCGAUGGAUUCUCGAGUUAAAGAUGACUAUGACCGAGUCCUGAAAGAAGAAUCGCGAUAUAUCCAGGAAUUCAUAAAUAAUACGAGUCCUGAUUCAGAAUUCACUCAGCAGGAGUUUCUUGUGACAAAAAUGCAUAGGACCUUAGAACAACUCAGCAAUGUUACAACCCAUCCGGACCUCAAUGUCGCUGAGCAUAUAAAAGACUCUGGGUCGGACUUGGAAAAGGAAGCAGCUUGGGCUGAGUAUUCAAGUGCAAAGUUCUUAUUUUUAGGUUAUCUCAUACAGAUUGCUCACAGCCAUGAUCUCCAUCUGGUGGUCAUGGUUCAUGGGGAAAAGACCCAAAAAGUUGUUGAGCAUUACUUAUUAGGCAAGGGUCUUACAUACACCCAGCCACGUCAUGAAAUGGGAAGUGGUAUCAAUGCCAACUUAGAAGUGUCUAUGGCUAAAGGGUCAUUGAGCUUCGGGAUACAAUCAACACACAGCGAUGGCGUCUUUAGAACAUACAAGUCGCCAUCGGCAGUUAUUGCUUUGGAUGCGUCAUUUAACGCAAAAAGCCCUUCAGUAGAGCAUAUGCGAACCACGUUUGCUCGAAAUGGCCAUCUACUUCCUGUGAUUCGGCUUCUUGUAUCCAAUACAAGUGAACAUGUUGAAUGUUGCUUUCCCAAUCUUCCUACUCUCCAACGCCUCCGGUUGCUGGUUCAGUAUACCGUACGCCUUCGUGAAAUGGUCGGUGAUCUUCAAGAUGAUGCUCUUGGCGUGCACGAAGACGCAGAAGAGGUUCUAUCAUGCCUCAUUUCUGAUAAUUUUCAUUCUCACUGGCCGCUGCCUCUUAUCGAGCCUCUGCAGGUAGUUGCUCCAGAUGAACUAGAAACUACCUCUUUCCUCCAAAACCAGCUCGAUUUGAAUUCUGAACAGACGCCUUUGUCGAACACCGCGGCUCAAAAACGAGCAUUUGUCGACGACACUGACGAACAAUUCUCCAAGCGACAGCGGAUGGACACAUCCCAGCUAGCCAGUCAAUUUACAGAAUCAUCUAAGUUUCCAAGCCAAACUUUAGACAGUGGCCUCCAAAUGCUAGAGAGAAACAUCGUGCAAAUGAGGAGUUCACAUGCAGCUGAGAUCGACAAGCUCCAAAAAGCUUUGAACUAUGCUCUAUCUCGUCUUCAAGAAAAGGAGAAAGCACUGGAAUCACUCCAGCAUCGCUAUGAAAGUCGAACCAAAGAAACCCACAAGAUCCGGCAAGAGCGGGAUGACUUUUCCCAAUCUAAGCUUGCCUCGGAACAAAGGGUGGAGAGACAGAAGGAAGAAAUCACAAAACUGAAGGAUGACCGCACGCAAUUGAGGCAUGACCUUGAGAGUGCGAGAGAGUCAUUGAAGAACGGUGGGGGAACUGCAGCGGAGUUAGAGUCUGCACAAGAAGAAAUCCGUCGUUUAACUAAAGAGAAUAGUGGGUUGCGGCAAAAGGCGGAAUAUGAAAAGAAUCAAGGUGAAUACACUCGCGAGCAGUAUCAAACCGCUUCCAACGUGGCUUCUCAAUCUGGAAACGAGAUCCGUCAGCUCAGAGCAGAAAAUGAAGCUCUGAAUCGCAAAGUUGCUGGUGAUUCCUGUCGGUUAAAGGAGCUCAACAUGCAAAGCGACGGAGCUCGACAUCUUUCCCGGGUUGCUGAGCUGGAAGCCACACUUGCAUCUCGAGAUGAUCUAUUACGCAAGAAGGAGGAUGAAUUGCGAGAAAUCCGCAAAAAUCGCCCAUCUACUCGUUCGACAAGUACCCAGCCUAGAAGUCCUAAAUUGACCUCGGCCUCAAGUCGUCCAACAAGUCCUGGCAUUAAUAAUGGUAACGGUUUAAACCAUUCCGGGCGAGGUAGUGGACUGAGAUUCAUGUCUGGUAUGUCACUUUGA
Molecule: messenger RNA, 3528 nt
Organism: Aspergillus wentii DTO 134E9
Lineage: Eukaryota; Fungi; Ascomycota; Eurotiomycetes; Eurotiales; Aspergillaceae
Exons: 4
Coding region: 1-3528 (1175 amino acids)
Cellular component (GO): HDA1 complex
Source: RefSeq, a predicted model, not a curated record